AUGCCGCUGGUCCCAGCUCCUCCAUCGCUGUGCACAGACCCGGGAGCAGGUGUCCCUUUUGGUGGCAGAAGGGGGGAGGACCCCGUCCCUGUCGAGGAGGAGAAGAGCAUCUCGGAGCAGCGGGAGGAGCGCAAGCUGCAGGAGAUCGCGGGCAAGGACCUGACCAAGGUGGUGAGCCUGAAGGACAAGCUGGAGUUCGCCCCUCGGGCCGUGCUGAACAGGAACCGCCCGGAAAAGAGCUAA
This is a messenger RNA of Charadrius vociferus (killdeer), 243 nucleotides long. It is a transcript of the gene SMIM12, whose product is annotated as small integral membrane protein 12. The transcript is spliced from 3 exons. Bases 1 to 243 code for a protein of 80 amino acids. Lineage: Eukaryota; Metazoa; Chordata; Aves; Charadriiformes; Charadriidae. The record is from RefSeq and is a predicted model, not a curated record.